Messenger RNA from Hydatigera taeniaeformis, 1035 nucleotides. NCBI's taxonomy places the organism in Eukaryota, Metazoa, Platyhelminthes, Cestoda, Cyclophyllidea, Taeniidae. The record is from the annotation of a GenBank genome assembly.
AUGCGACGUCGCAAAUCGGCUAAAUCUGGAUCCUUCUUUUCCAUCGCUUCUACCAAAUGCCUUUCAUAUGUGCACUCCCCUACAUUCCUCCUCGUGUGUCUAUGCUGUGGCGCAUACCUUAUUCUUCCUUCUAUGGCGCAAGAAGUUGUUAGCGACUGUGUCAUUCAUAGACCAUCAUCUGCCAAAGGAAAUUAUACACCUCCAGCUGUAAUUCGCAAGGCUUUCGGCCGAAUUAAACAGCGCUGUGAUUUGGCCAACCGUGAUAGGGAAAUUAGAGCUGCGAACGUCACGAAUCCUGGCUACUUGAAAGGUCGCAUUCCUAUUGUGAAGUUUGGUGUUCAGCUGGCAACAGAUGGACGUGACUCGAUCGCACAAAUGCUUCCAGCCAUUGACUUAGCCAUUGAAAAGGUGUCAACUAUGCCCGCUUACCGAGGAGUGGUUUUCCGUGUCGUUCCAAUUCUGUACUUUGAUUGGCUGGCCUGCGACUCAUUGGCCAUUUUAGAGAAGUUUAAUCGACGAGAGGUUAAUGUCAUAUUCGGGCCCAUCAACGACUUCGUUCUUGGUGCAGCUGCUCGCUUUUCAACGGCCCUCUACCUCGUACCCAUUGUUUCUCCUGCUGCAUCCUCUGUCCAGCUUGCUGAUAAGAAUGAGUUUGGGAUGCUAACUCGGAUGUACUUCACUUAUGCCGAUCUGGAGUGGGUUAUCGCCUCCACGCUCAUCCACUUCGGUUGGAAGCCGAAACUUAGUACACCGAUUGCGAUGAUUACAGUUCAGCCCAUAACCAUUUCGGAUGCGUUUAAUGCUGGCUGGGAUUCCUUUUUCCAGCAACAGGCCAUCUCAACAGUGCUCGUCAAUUACAAGCAUCACCGGUAUCAUGUUGAGCGUGGGGCUGACGAAAUCAAAAACAUUUUUAAGGAACUACCCAAAGUCGCACGAAGUAAGCUCAACCAAAUCUUUGUAUACUUAUCACUUGUCCCCUCCCCUAUUGAUCAUGCCGCUUCUGCGCAACCUUCACACCAACCAAUCACGCUUUAG